AGGCUGUACUUAGCAGGUCUCCGGAAGUUGCGGGAUGGGCUGUGAAGCGGUCAAGUCUUGCCGCCUUCAGUCCCUAGUCUCUGGGCCCCCGCCCUCCAGCCGCCUUUGAGUCGUGCCUGGGUCCUCACCCAUGCCUCAGAACCGUGAAGAAAGGAAGCUCGCGUGUUUGCUAGAAAACCUAGUUGGGAGUGCGAGGCAGAGAACGUUCAGCACCCUUGUUCCUCCCGAACCCCCGGGACAGAGGCAGGGCUCUGAGGGCAGGGAUUCCCCUUCGUCUUGGCCCCACAGCCCAGGCUGGGCACUAAACUCGGGCCGCGGCGGGGCGAGCGAGGCGAGCUUCGGAGGAAGCUGAUGCCUGAUGAUGGCUCAGAACAACAUGCUCCCCGUGGCUGAUGUGUUGAGUCAAGAUGAACUGCGCAAAAAGCUAUACCAGACGUUUAAGGAUCGGGGUAUACUGGACACACUCAAGACACAACUUCGAAACCAGCUAAUUCAUGAGUUGAUGCACCCUGUAUUGAGUGGAGAACUGCAACCUCGGUCCAUUUCAGUAGAAGGGAGCUCCCUCUUAAUAGGCGCCUCUAACUCUCUAGUGGCAGAUCACUUACAAAGAUGUGGCUAUGAAUAUUCACUUUCUGUUUUCUUUCCAGAAAGUGGUUUGGCAAAAGAAAAGGUAUUUACUAUGCAGGAUCUAUUACAACUCAUUAAAAUCAACCCUACUUCCAGUCUCUACAAAUCACUGGUUUCAGGAUCUGAUAAAGAAAAUCAAAAAGGUUUUCUUAUGCAUUUUUUAAAAGAAUUGGCAGAAUAUCAUCAAGCUAAAGAAAGUUGCAAUAUGGAAACUCAGACAAGUUCGACACUUAGCAGAGAUUCUCUGGCUGAGAAGCUUCAGCUUAUUGAUGAUCAGUUUGCAGAUGCUUACCCUCAGCGUAUCAAGUUCGAAUCUUUAGAAAUAAAGCUAAAUGAAUAUAAGAGAGAAAUAGAAGAGCAACUUCGGGCAGAAAUGUGUCAAAAGUUGAAGUUUUUUAAAGAUACCGAGAUAGCAAAAAUUAAAAUGGAAGCGAAAAAAAAGUAUGAGAAGGAAUUAGCCAUGUUCCAGAAUGAUUUUGAGAAAGCCUGUCAAGCAAAAUCUGAAGCCCUCGUUCUUCGGGAAAAGAGUACCCUUGAAAGAAUUCAAAAGCACCAAGAGGUGAUUGAAACAAAAGAAAUUUAUGCUCAAAGGCAGCUUUUACUAAAAGAUAUGGAUUUGCUAAGAGGAAGAGAAGCAGAGCUGAAGCAAAGAGUUGAAGCUUUUGAAUUGAACCAGAAGCUCCAGGAAGAAAAACAUAAAAGCAUAACUGAGGCACUUAGGAGACGGGAGCAGAAUAUAAAGAAUUUUGAGGAGACCUAUGACCGAAAGCUCAAGAAUGAACUUCUAAAGUAUCAACUUGAACUGAAGGAUGACUACAUCAUUAGAACUAAUCGACUGAUUGAAGAUGAAAGGAAGAAUAAAGAAAAAGCUGUUCAUUUGCAAGAGGAGCUCACAGCUAUUAAUUCAAAAAAGGAGGAACUCAAUCAAUCUGUAAAUCGUGUGAAAGAACUUGAGCUUGAAUUAGAGUCUGUCAAAGCACAGUCUUUGGCAAUAACAAAACAAAACCAUAUGCUGAAUGAAAAGGUUAAAGAGAUGAGUGAUUAUUCACUACUAAAAGAAGAGAAACUGGAGCUUCUGGCACAAAAUAAAUUACUUAAACAACAACUGGAAGAGAGUAGAAAUGAAAACUUGCAUCUCCUAAACCGCCUAGCUCAGCCAGCUCCUGAACUUGCAGUCUUUCAGAAAGAACUACGGAAAGCUGAAAAGGCUAUAGUGGUUGAGCAUGAGGAGUUCGAAAGCCGCAGGCAAGCUCUGCAUAAACAACUGCAAGAUGAAAUUGAGCAUUCUGCACAGCUGAAGGCCCAGAUUCUGGGUUACAAAGCUUCUGUAAAGAGGUUAACUACUCAGGUUGCCGAUUUAAAAUUGCAACUGAAACAAACUCAGACAGCCCUAGAGAAUGAAGUGUACUGCAAUCCAAAGCAGUCUGUGAUCGAUCGUUCUGUCAAUGGAUUAAUAAAUGGCAACAUGGUGCCUCUCAAUGAUGAGAUAAGUGGGGAUUUCUUGAACAGUCCUUUUAAACAUGAAAAAGUUCUAGCACGUAUGGUUGCAUCAAGGAUCACAAAUUAUCCAAAUGCAUGGGUGGAGGGUAGUUCCCCUGAUUCUGACCUUGAGUUUGUAGCCAAUACUAAGGCAAGGGUCAAAGAGCUUCAGCAAGAGGCUGAACGCUUGGAAAAGGCUUUCAGAAGUUACCAUCGGAGAGUCAUUAAAAACUCUGCCAAAAGCCCACUAGCAGCAAAGAGCCCACCAUCUCUGCACUUGCUGGAAGCCUUCAAAAACAUUACUUCGAGUUCCCCGGAAAGACAUAUCUUUGGAGAGGACAGAGUUGUCUGUGAGCAGCCUCAAGUGGGCACACUUAAAGAAGAAAGGAAUGACGUCUUGGAAGCACUGACAGGCAGUGCAGCCUCGAGGCUCCACGGGGGCACUUCCUCCAGACGCCUCUCUUCCACACCCCUUCCAAAAGCAAAAAGAAGCCUCGAAAGUGAAAUGUAUCUAGAAGGUCUGAGCAGAUCACACGUUGUUUCCCCCAGUCCUUGUCCUGACAGAAUGCCCCUACCAUCACCCACUGAGUCUAGGCACAGCCUCUCCAUCCCUCCCGUCUCCAGCCCUACGGAGCAGAAAGUGGGCCUUUAUCAAAGACAAACUGAACUUCAGGACAAAAGUGAAUUUUCAGAUGUGGACAAGCUAGCUUUUAAGGAUAAUGAGGAAUUUGAAUCAUCUUUUGAAUCUGCAGGGAACGGGCCAAGGCAGUUGGAAAUGGAUGGGCUCUUUCCUGCUGGGGAUAUGCCUCAUGUGGAUGCUGCUGCAGCUGCUGUGCCCCUCUCAUAUCAGCACCCAAGUGUAGAUCAGAAACAAAUUGAAGAACAAAAGGAAGAAGAAAAAAUACGGGAACAGCAAGUGAAAGAACGAAGGCAGAGAGAAGAAAGAAGGCAGAGUAAUCUACAAGAAGUUUUAGAAAGGGAACGAAGAGAACUAGAAAAACUGUAUCAGGAAAGGAGGAUGAUUGAAGAAUCACUGAAGAUUGAAAUAGAAAAUGAAUUAGAAAUGGAAAAUGAAUUAGAAAUGAGUAAUCAAGAAAUGAAAGACAAAUCUGCUCACAGUGAAAACCCUUUAGAGAAAUACAUGAAAAUCAUCCAGCAGGAGCAAGACCAGCAGUCAGCAGAUAAGAGCUCAAAAAAGAUGGUCCAAGAAGGCUCCCUAGUGGACACGCUGCAAUCUAGUGACAAAGUUGAAAGUUUAACAGGCUUUUCUCAUGAAGAACCAGAUGACUCUUGGUAACCAUGUUUGCUGCCCAGCUUCUAACUUACAUACCAUGAGAAGUUACAUAACAUUUACUCCUUUGUAAAUGUUUCUCUAUCAUCAGACAAAACUCAAUAAAAAUGUGUGUAAUCCAGUGUGGGUUUUUUUUUUUUUUUUUUUUUCAUAAUUUUGAUACCACAGUGUGUGAACCGAGAAUAAUCUAGUCACGUGAAACCUCUUCUCCAGUCAUAGUAUUUCUCAUUCAUUAUAAUAAAAGGAACUGGCUUUUAA
This is a messenger RNA of Mandrillus leucophaeus (drill), 3655 nucleotides long. RefSeq names its product oral-facial-digital syndrome 1 (gene OFD1). NCBI's taxonomy places the organism in Eukaryota, Metazoa, Chordata, Mammalia, Primates, Cercopithecidae. Gene Ontology annotation, biological process: epithelial cilium movement involved in determination of left/right asymmetry. The record is from RefSeq and is a predicted model, not a curated record. The transcript is spliced from 23 exons. Gene Ontology annotation, molecular function: protein binding. Bases 359 to 3403 code for a protein of 1014 amino acids. Gene Ontology annotation, cellular component: ciliary basal body; centrosome.